ACUGGGAGCCAGCGAGCGCGCAAGGCGGGGAGCUGCGGGAGUCCCGGUGCCCCAGCCAGCCAGCCGCGCUGCCCUCCUCGCCUUGCAAAGCCACCCUGGCGUGGCCGUGCCUGGAAAGCGCAAGGCGAAGCCUCCCUUCCCCGCGCCCGGCUCUCCAUUCAUAGCCCGGGCUGGCAGCACCUCCAUGGGCUGAUUCCCUGCGAGAGCAGCAGCAACCGCAGCCAGGAGGAGGAGGAGCGCCUGCAACUACUCCGCCUGCCUGCCUGCCUAGGCCUCGGCUCCAGCCUCGCUCUGCAGCCGUCGCCGCCGCUCUCUCGGCCAUGGACAGCUGAAAAGGGGAACGAGGAAAGGGGGAAGGCCGUGUCUUGUGUGGCGGGGGCUGAACUUCUCGCAUCGGUCACUUGCUUGAGAGACGUCCUGCCAUUAUGAAUGAAGUUGCCAUUGUAAAGGAAGGUUGGCUCCACAAACGAGGAGAGUACAUUAAAACAUGGAGGCCAAGGUAUUUCCUGUUGAAGAACGAUGGGACGUUUAUCGGCUACAAAGAGCAGCCACAAGAUGUCGACCAACGGGAGUCCCCCUUAAAUAACUUCUCUGUGGCUCAAUGCCAGUUGAUGAAGACGGAGAGACCCAAACCGAACACAUUCAUCAUCAGAUGCCUCCAGUGGACCACAGUAAUUGAAAGAACGUUUCAUGUGGAGACUCCAGAGGAGCGGGAAGAAUGGACAAAAGCCAUCCAAACAGUAGCAGACAGCCUUAAGAAACAGGAGGAAGAAAUAAUGGAUUUUCCAUCUGGUUCCCCCAGUGAUAAUUCAGGUGCUGAAGAAAUGGAAAUUUCUAUGACAAAACCAAAACAUAAAGUGACUAUGAAUGAAUUCGAAUAUCUUAAGCUGCUGGGAAAAGGCACCUUCGGGAAGGUUAUUCUGGUGAAAGAGAAAGCGACAGGACGGUAUUACGCUAUGAAAAUCCUGAAGAAGGAAGUAAUUGUAGCAAAGGAUGAAGUGGCACAUACCCUGACAGAAAACCGGGUUUUACAGAACUCUAGGCAUCCUUUCUUAACAGCCUUAAAGUAUUCCUUUCAGACGCAUGACCGGCUGUGCUUUGUCAUGGAGUAUGCCAACGGAGGGGAGCUGUUCUUCCACCUAUCACGGGAGCGUGUCUUUUCUGAAGACCGGGCCCGUUUUUAUGGAGCUGAGAUUGUAUCAGCACUGGAUUACCUGCAUUCAGAGAAGAAUGUGGUCUACAGGGACUUAAAGUUGGAAAACUUGAUGCUGGACAAAGACGGGCACAUAAAGAUAACGGAUUUCGGGUUGUGCAAAGAAGGGAUCAAGGACGGAGCGACGAUGAAGACUUUCUGCGGCACGCCGGAGUAUCUCGCGCCGGAGGUGUUGGAGGACAACGACUACGGGCGUGCGGUGGACUGGUGGGGCUUAGGAGUCGUCAUGUACGAAAUGAUGUGUGGGCGUCUCCCCUUCUACAACCAGGACCACGAGAAGCUCUUUGAACUCAUCCUCAUGGAAGAGAUUAGGUUUCCGCGCACCUUGUCGCCCGAAGCGAAAUCUCUUCUAUCGGGCUUGCUAAAGAAGGAUCCUAAGCAAAGGUUAGGUGGUGGGCCGGAUGACGCCAAGGAGAUAAUGCAACACAAAUUUUUUGCCGGCAUCGUAUGGCAAGAUGUAUAUGAGAAAAAGCUGGUACCUCCAUUUAAGCCACAGGUGACGUCUGAAACGGACACGCGCUACUUCGAUGAAGAAUUCACAGCACAGAUGAUCACAAUCACCCCCCCAGACCAAGACGACAGCAUGGAUUGCAUCGAUAGCGAGCGACGGCCUCAUUUCCCUCAGUUCUCAUAUUCUGCCAGCGGGACGGCUUAACGUUUUGCUCGCCCACGCAGAGGAAGCGGCUCAACAGCAUUUUGGUGGACAUUUAUUUUGAUGACGGACACUAGAGAACUCUCUACGACACGUGAAUUGCAAACUAUGUUUGUACUCGGGUUCAGUUGAAUUUGUAGAAAGCCUUGCGGGUUGUAUAUUUAAAGCAAUCCUGAUGUGUUUUUGAGACCGAGUCUCUGAUGCAUUUUUUUUUUUAGAAGGAAGACAAGAAAUCCAUUCUUAAAAUGAUUAAAAUGUUGUUUAAAAAUAAAAGGGGGGCAUUUUCUUCUGGAAACAACUACCUUUUAGGUUUUUUAAGGAUAUGCACCCCCGACACCGUUUACUUUCUAGAAGUUUACGGCAUCCAACACAGCAGCUACAUUGACCAUUUAACUAAACAACACAGUUUCUUAUUUAUUUCAUACUGUUUGUCAUGUAAGUAGUAAACAGCACUCUUACGAUACAAGAGACAAGACUUAAGAGAGUGCAAGAAUGGACGUGACAAAGAAAAUGAAGAAAUUCCAGAGAUGUGACGGUUCAACUUCCACUCGGGCAGUCGUGAAGAUGAUUGGCUGCUCUAGGAACUUAACUAUAGGAAUGGCAUUGAUGACCUCAGUGAGGUGAAAUAAAUUGUGUGUGAGAGAAAAAACAUAAACCCGGCUGCGAGAGACGUUACAUAUCCAACGGAGCUGAGCAUGAAAUCCGUUCCGUUUUUGACAUUACGCAGGCAAGAUGGUGCGUUGAACGAUCCCAUUGUUGUGUGUGUGUGCACGCACACGCUAAGAUUGGCUUUGCCAAAUCUUGGCAACCACCCCCUGGCAAUUCCUCGUGUACAGGCCAUUUUGAAACCAGCUGAGGAAGUCCCGGAGCACUGCAUCGCUUCCCCACCCCCACUCGCCUCGUUGGAGUGCUUGUUCCAGGAGUUUUCCCAAGGACACGGCCCCCAGGCAUACGAGGCAGUUGCCCAGCGCCAUCUGCAAAUGCUUACACAGCUGCAAAACUGACCUUGUGGGAAGUCCGCUUUCCGUUUUUAAAAACCCACAGAAAGCUUUUUCUCGAGUUGCCUUUUAACGGAAUGAAUUGAUGCAGCAAGGGACAUAUUUUGAGCACCGGAGCCAUUUUUCUUCAUACUUUCAAGGGUCCCUGGUCGAAGCGACCACGUGCCAGACACAGUUCAGACGGCAAUCCUGAAUCUUCUGCUCUUUUUUUUUAAAUGUACAUUUUUGUAAAGGUUCUUGCAGGGGGGAGGGGACACUUCUGUGCUUGGAGGAGACUCCUUUAACAGUGGCUGGGGUGGGGUGUAAAAAGAAAAAAGGGUAGGGUGGCACUUCAUGUGUUCAAGGAAAUAAGGGCGUUCAAAAAGGUUGGUUUCCCCCCCCCCCCCCAUUCUUGAGACUUCCCCCCACCCCCCUUCCCCUCUAUGGUUUUGUCUUGUAUUUUCGUAAAGAAACCACUUCAUUCUGACUCUGCCAAAAAAUGAUAUCAAGACCCAUCUUUUUUGCCGUUGCUGCAGCCAGGGCUUUCUGGCUUCCACUUGUGCUGCGAACAAGUUUAUUCAUUUGUGGCUUUUCUGUUUGUUCCUUUAGAUAUGCUUUUGUUUUGUUUUGUUUCUCUGUUCUCUUAUCUGUACAAAGUUGAUUAAAUAAACUCUGCAGUUCCUUAGCAUUUUUUUUUUAAUUUGAAAGGGAGCAUAUUUAAAGUUACCCUCAAACUUUUCCCUCUACACGAAACCCCAUUAUGUUUUGGUUUGUUUUUGUUUUUUUUAACCAAUGUUCCGUUCUAGUAUUUUUACUUAUGGUAUGAAAGUUUCCCUCGAAAUACUUCAAUAAAACGCGCUUUAACAAGUUA
This is a messenger RNA of Heteronotia binoei (common prickly gecko), 3713 nucleotides long. It is a transcript of the gene AKT1, whose product is annotated as AKT serine/threonine kinase 1. Gene Ontology annotation, molecular function: protein serine/threonine kinase activity; ATP binding. Bases 426 to 1868 code for a protein of 480 amino acids. The record is from RefSeq and is a predicted model, not a curated record. Gene Ontology annotation, biological process: protein phosphorylation. The transcript has 14 exons. NCBI's taxonomy places the organism in Eukaryota, Metazoa, Chordata, Lepidosauria, Squamata, Gekkonidae.